Osmia lignaria (orchard mason bee) is the source of this 1663-nucleotide messenger RNA. RefSeq names its product regulatory particle non-ATPase 6 (gene Rpn6). Lineage: Eukaryota; Metazoa; Arthropoda; Insecta; Hymenoptera; Megachilidae. The record is from RefSeq and is a predicted model, not a curated record.
UAGUUCCGAGGAUCAAGCGAAGAAAGUGACAAAACAGAAAACUUGAAUCGAAUUUGAUAAAAUCUAUGCGUUUAAGCGCAUAUAACGUCUAAUGUAUUAAACUAAAUUAUUAUUGACUUUCAAUAGAACGUUAAAAUUUUCUUAAAAACCUGAUCAUUUGUCCAAAGUCUGAAACUUUUUACCAGUUUUAAAGAGAAAUAGAGGUUACCAGACUUUUAAUAUUCAUUUUCCGAGAGUGAAGGUUUCUGAAAUGGCUGGAGCAAUGUUGUUCGAAAGAGCACAAGCAGUCUCGAUGACAAAUCGUAGCGAGGGCAUUUCACUUUUAAAUGAAAUCGUGUCUGAUCCAAGUAUCGGUGUUACCGAAGAUGACGAGGAUAACAUUCGUGUGAAGGAACAGGGUAUUUUACAUCUUGGUGAACUUUACAAGAAAGAAGGAAAAGCUAAAGAAUUAGCGGAAUUGAUUAAAGCUACUAGACCAUUUCUAAGUUUGAUUAGCAAAGCCAAAGCUGCCAAACUUGUACGAUCAUUGGUAGACUUUUUCUUGGAUCUGGAGGCUGGUAUUGGCAUUGAGGUUCAGUUGUGCAAAGAAUGUAUAGAGUGGGCAAAGGAAGAACAUAGAACAUUUUUAAGGCAAUCGUUAGAAGCACGUUUAAUAGCAUUAUAUUUCGAUACUGGUAUGUAUAGUGAAGCUUUACAGUUAGGAUCAGCAUUGCUGAAAGAGCUUAAGAAGCUGGAUGACAAGCAACUCUUAGUGGAAGUUCAAUUACUGGAAAGUAAAACUUAUCACGCGUUAAGUAAUUUAGCCAAAGCAAGAGCAGCUCUUACCAGCGCUAGAACAACUGCUAAUGCAAUUUAUUGUCCUCCUAAAAUGCAAGCUGCUUUGGAUUUACAAUCUGGCAUUUUACAUGCUGCGGAUGAGCGAGAUUUUAAAACUGCAUAUUCUUAUUUUUACGAGGCAUUUGAGGGCUACGACAGCGUCGAAAGUCCAAAGGCUUUAACAGCUUUAAAAUAUAUGUUAUUGUCAAAAAUUAUGUUACGCACACCGGAAGAUGUUCAGUCUAUUAUGUCCGGAAAAUUAGCUGUUAAAUACGCUGGACGAGAUUUAGACGCGAUGCGUGCGGUUGCCGAAGCGAGUCAUCGCCGUUCUCUAGCAGACUUUCAGGCAGCCGUAAAAAAAUAUCGCGAAGAACUAGAAGACGAUGUAAUCGUGCGCGCUCAUCUGGGCUCUCUCUACGAUGCGAUGCUUGAACAAAACUUAUGCCGCUUGGUCGAACCUUAUUCACGCGUACAGGUCAGUCAUAUCGCAACCUGUAUAUCAUUGCCACUCGCGCAAGUGGAAAAGAAACUUUCACAAAUGAUACUGGAUAAAAAACUGAGGGGUGUCCUCGAUCAAGGGGAAGGAGUCUUAAUCGUUUUUGAAGACACCCCUCGCGAUAAGACUUAUGAAAUUGCAUUAGAUACGAUACACAGCAUGGGCAAGGUCGUCGAUACUCUUUACCAAAAAGCAAAAAAACUCACUUAGCCUUACUUAAUAUAUAUUUUUGUCAGUGAAGUUUGUUAUAAUUAUUAUUACCAUUAAUUAUCAUUUGGUGUCCUUAAGAAUCAAAUUAAAUUUCAUUCUGCGAUGUUCAUUGUGUAAUAUAAAACUUGGUUCUGCCUCACA